Molecule: messenger RNA, 1669 nt
Organism: Mugil cephalus (flathead mullet)
Lineage: Eukaryota; Metazoa; Chordata; Actinopteri; Mugiliformes; Mugilidae
Product: pancreas transcription factor 1 subunit alpha
Exons: 2
Coding region: 394-1011 (205 amino acids)
Biological process (GO): regulation of transcription by RNA polymerase II; developmental process
Molecular function (GO): protein dimerization activity; DNA-binding transcription factor activity, RNA polymerase II-specific; RNA polymerase II transcription regulatory region sequence-specific DNA binding
Source: RefSeq, a predicted model, not a curated record
UUGUCAAUAUUAGCGGGACUACUUGGGGGAAGUUUAUAAUUGGACACGUGUUUUCCCCGCUUUUUGUCGUUUGGAGAUCUACUGAUCCCCUUUGUAAUUGUUUUUUAAAGCAAUGAACUAUCCACAAGGAGGGGUAAGGGCUUCUUAAGAGCUUCCUUUCAGCCUUUAGAAUUGGCCAGAGCGACCCGCCGAGCAACGUGGAGGCCCAGAAGUAUUUAAUCCAGGAGAUGUGCCCAUGAGGCUGUCACACAGCAGAGAUUCGCGCAGGUUCAUCAGUUUCUCCGGUAAACUCCAAGUACUCUGUCGUCUGCUCCUCCAGAAAACCUCCAUAGUUUAUUCUCCUCGUCAGGAAAAUAAAUAUCGCAUUUUUUUGUUUGUUUAAUUAUUUUUAAUAUGGAAGACAUAUUCUUUGACCUCGACCAAGAUGGUACCACGGAUUUUGCAUUUUGGGGACAGAUGGAUCAAAACAUUCAGUUCCAGACUCAACUGGAUGCCUUCCUGCUGGACUGCACCUCAGCCAACGGCCAGCUCUCCCCUUGGUCCUCCUUUGGCUGUCAGUCCAUGUUUCCGGACGCACAGCUGACCUUCACCGACCUCGACGUGCAGUCUCCGGGGGCGGGCGUCUGCGCUGAAGGUGAGAGCUCCUCUGUGGACGAGCCCCUGGAGGUGACCAGGCGCAGAGCGCGGCGGAUGUUGUCGCAUCCCCCGUACAAGGUGCAGCGGCACGCAGCCAACAUCCGGGAGAGGAAGAGGAUGCUGAGCAUCAAUUCCGCCUUCGAGGAGCUCCGCUGCCACGUACCGACGUUUCCCUACGAGAAGCGGCUGUCCAAGAUAGACACGCUGAGGCUGGCCAUAGCCUACAUCGCCCUGCUGAGAGAGAUCCUCAUGUCUGGCUGCGACCCCAAGUCCUACGUGGACGAGUGCAUGAAGAACGGCUACAAGAAUCAAACCAACGCUAUUUGGAACACAAGUGAUUUGACAGCCCGCCUCUCUUGGAUAAAGUGGGAUUAGCUGAAAAACACUGGGCACCCCAGACGAGGAGACUGUUGCAGGGAGGUGGUGCAGGUUUGUUCCUCCCUCCUCUACAUGUCAAAGACAGGCCGGCGGGCGCGGCAGAGCCUGCCGACCGACAUCUGCAGACUUCUCACCAGGUCACACACCUCAGGCUUUCUCAACUCUUUCGAACCCUGUCCUCGGAGGCUUUUUUAUAUUCUAAUUUAUUGUUGACUGAUAAUUGAGAGCUAUUGUUGCUGGGGCAGGGGAGGUCCUGGCAUUGUUUUCCCAAAUUCAUGGCACUUGUCACAGAGGGGCACCUUGGCAUGAGACUGAAUGGACUUGCUGAGGACUCAUACUUCUGCAUGUAGCUCUGAAGUGUUUUCUGGACUCCCGCUCAUUAGGCUGCGAGUCGACGUGUUAAAAAGAGCCAUGAUCAUGUAAAUGAGACCAUGGGCGUGAGAAGCAGAUCAGUGCAACAUGUUUUCGCAUGUCAGGUGCUGUGUGGAGAGAUGGCAGUAAGGCUGGUUGUGUGUUUUUUUUUUUGUUUUUUUCAUGUGCAACCCCUCUCGGCUAUUAUUUGUUUAUUUAUUUAUUUGUUUGUUUGUUUAUUUAUUCUGAAUUAUUUAUGUCAAAAACAUUUGUACUGCUUUAUGAAUAUCUGCUUCAAGACAAA